AUGUUUUCCAAGAUCGCAGUCACCGGCCUAGCCGUCGUCGGCUCGGCGGCUGCCGCAUCCGUUAGCUGUCCCGCCGACCUGCCCUACAGCUGCUCGAAUACGACGGUCGUCGAGGACCUCUGCUGCUUCGAAGCUCCUGGCGGCGCUGUACUAUUGACCCAGUUCUGGGAUACCGCGCCUUCCACCGGGCCUUCAGACUCGUGGACUCUCCACGGUCUCUGGCCCGAUAACUGCGACGGAACAUAUGAACAGAACUGCGAUCCCAACAGGGCAUACACCAACAUCACCGACAUCCUGAAGGAGAAGGCCCCCUGCACGCUGAAGGCGAUGCAAGUGUACUGGAAGGACUACAAAGGCAAUGACGAAAGCUUUUGGCAGCACGAGUUCGGCAAGCACGGCACGUGCAUGUCGACGCUGGAACCCCAGUGCUACUCCAACUACCAGCCCACGGACGAGGUCGCCGACUACUUCACGCGCGCCGUGGAUCUGUUCAAGUCGCUCCCGACGUACGACUGGCUCGCCGCCGCGGGCAUCGUGCCCUCGUCCACAGCGACGUACACGCUCGCGGCGAUCCAGGCAGCGUUGACGGCGCACCACGGACAAGAGGUAGUCAUCCGGUGCAGCGGCAGCUCGCUGAACGAGCUAUGGUACCACUACCGCGUGCGGGGCUCGAUCCAGAGCGGCGACUUCGCCCCGGUGGUCCCGGUGGGUUCUGGAUCAACCUGUCCGAAGACAGGAAUCAAGUACCUCCCCAAGUACGCGGGUUCGACGCCCACCACCACUACCACUACCAAGGGCUCGACGCCGACUCCCACCGCCACUUCCGUGCCGACCGGCGUGCCCGGCGCCCUUGCAGGGAAAGGAUACGUGAAGGUUCUUCCCGACGGCUUCAUGAUCAGCGCAGGCAACUGGUACCGCGCGUCCGGGACGCCAGCGACAUACACGGCGACGCCCAGCGGCGACGGCAAGACCUUCGCGCUGAAGACGAGCAAAGGGCCCUGCCAGAUUCUCGCAGACGCAUCCCUCAGCUGCGCCGCGGGCAACGCCGAGAGCAGCUUCGGGUACGACGGCAAGUACCUCACGUACGACGGCGCCUCGACCUUCUACGUCGCCUCUGCGCCCGGCGGCCAGGACAAGGGUGUCGUUUUCACCACGCAGAAGGCUGUGUCGCUGCAGAUGUACUGGCAGCCGCUGUAA
Messenger RNA from Xylaria bambusicola, 1197 nucleotides. Its product is annotated as ribonuclease t2. The record is from RefSeq and is a predicted model, not a curated record. Gene Ontology annotation, molecular function: RNA binding; ribonuclease T2 activity. Lineage: Eukaryota; Fungi; Ascomycota; Sordariomycetes; Xylariales; Xylariaceae. The transcript is spliced from 2 exons. Bases 1 to 1197 code for a protein of 398 amino acids. Gene Ontology annotation, biological process: RNA catabolic process. Gene Ontology annotation, cellular component: extracellular region.